Sphaeroforma arctica JP610 is the source of this 674-nucleotide messenger RNA. RefSeq lists its product as hypothetical. Lineage: Eukaryota; Ichthyosporea; Ichthyophonida. The record is from RefSeq and is a predicted model, not a curated record. The transcript is spliced from 5 exons. Gene Ontology annotation, molecular function: thiolester hydrolase activity. The coding region runs from base 1 to 546 and encodes 181 amino acids.
AUGUAUACACACACAUCUACCUACAUACAUACACCCACCGCCCCAAGCUGUGACGCAGGCAGUCUCAAGGCGUCGCACACUCAGAUGGUUCACGUGAUUUUCCCGCACCACGCCAACACCUCUGGCAUUACGUUCGGAGGACAGAUCAUGUCGUGGAUGGAGACUGCUGGCCAGAUAGCUGCGUCGAGAUUCAACCGCUCCCCCAGAGCUGUUUUGGUAUCGGUCGAUAAUUUGUCAUUCAGAGAGCCCACGCAUAUGGGCGAUAUGGUCUACAUCGUUGCCAAGGUGUCCGCGUCGUACACAACGUCGGUAGAGACAGUGGUGUCGGUAUACAAAGGAAAGGGCAUGGAACUAGUACACUGCAACAGUGCGUUCAUGACCUUCGCCAACAUAGAUGGCGAGACGGGCAAGUCGAAAUCUGUACCCAAAGCGGACGCUACUACGGCCGAGGAGAUGGCGUUGGUGUCCACCGCAUGGCACCGCCGCAAAAUCCGAAUCGACCAAGUGCAGAAACUCAGGCGACCCGAAAACAUGAACGAGCAAUAGACGCACCAAGUGUGGUAGUGGGAGCAUGGGGAGCAUGGGGAUCAAGCAGCCUUAGGCCCUUCUAAAGCUUGUCGUUUUGUGCUAAAAUAAAGGAUAAUCCCACGAUUUAAUAAAUACAGUAUAUAGUU